Molecule: messenger RNA, 1944 nt
Organism: Verticillium alfalfae VaMs.102
Lineage: Eukaryota; Fungi; Ascomycota; Sordariomycetes; Glomerellales; Plectosphaerellaceae
Product: RING finger and CHY zinc finger domain-containing protein
Exons: 3
Coding region: 1-1944 (647 amino acids)
Biological process (GO): ubiquitin-dependent protein catabolic process; protein ubiquitination
Cellular component (GO): nucleus
Molecular function (GO): zinc ion binding; ubiquitin protein ligase activity
Source: RefSeq, a predicted model, not a curated record
AUGUCUUCUCUGGUUGCCGACUUCAUCAUCAAUCCAGUCAUUCGGCAGGCUCGACGGCUCUCGGAGAUUGGACAGCGAAGGAACACUCCAGACGAAGAGCCUGUCAAUGUGGCGGACCCUAGACGAAGCCUGGCGGAGCACCUGGCCUUCUUGGGGUUUCCGCAACAGAAUCAGCAUGUGAACGACCCAGCUCCAGACCAGGUCAAUGACAAUGAGGCCCCGCUGCCGGAGCCGUCCACCCCAGACCAGCUGCAGCAGCCUCCCAGCCAAAUCCGACACCGACCCCUCCGAGCUUCAACAGAACCGAUUGCCAUGCCUGUCAUCACGCCUCGCGACAUCGACCCCCCCACCAACACCACCACCACCACAACCAGCCCUCUUGCCGCAGCCACCAUCUCCACUGACAUUUUGGAUCAAGUUCGUCGUCCCGAUGCCAUAGUUCAGUCACCAGCAGCCAUGCUGCCCUACAAUUACGCAACACCCUCGCCGCCGCAACAAGCCGCCGUCCUCGUUGCCAGAGGACGAUGGCAUGGGCUCACUGCGAAGGCGUUUGAUCGCCAUUCAAACCCAAGAUGGUCUGCCCGCGGAAGAGAAGGCCCGCCUCCCCCCCCAGGCCUUGAUGGAAGGUUAUCGUCGAUCGCAGACCGCGGAUGCCCUGGCGACCCGGCAACAGCAGAAAAGUUUGAACUCUCGGCCGACGACAUCAAGCCGACCUUUGUGCCCGCUCGCUUCCCGAAAGACGCAACGCCCGAGAUCAUCGAAGACAUAUUAUCGCAGCCACAGCAGCUCGGAUGCCAACACUAUGCUCGCAACGUCAAGCUUCAGUGCUCGACUUGCGACCGUUGGUACACAUGCCGCUUCUGUCACGACGCCGCCGAGAAACACGCCCUUAUCAGGAAGGAUACUAGGAACAUGCUGUGUAUGGUGUGCGCCUGUCCGCAGAAGGCUGGUGAGGCCUGCGUCAACUGCGGCGAGGUCUCGGCUCAUUACUAUUGCAACAUUUGCAAGCUGUGGGACAAUAAUCCUAACAAGAGCAUCUACCACUGCAGCGAUUGCGGCAUCUGUCGGCGUGGCCGGGGCCUGGGAAAGGACUUCUUUCACUGCAAGAAAUGCUGCGCCUGCAUCUCCAUCUCUAUUCAAGACUCACACAAGUGUAUCGAGCGGUCUACCGACUGCGACUGCCCGAUUUGUGGCGAGUACAUGUUUACCUCUCCGAGGCCCGUUGUCUUCAUGGUUUGCGGUCACAGUAUUCACGCCAAAUGCUAUGACCAGCAUAUGCAGAGCUCCUACAAGUGUCCCAUCUGCAACCGCAGCCUCCUGAACAUGCAGAGCCAAUUCAGGCAGCUGGAGCUAUCUAUCCUCAGCCAGCCCAUGCCCUUGGAGCUGCGCAACACUCGUGCUGUGAUUCUGUGCAACGACUGCAGCGGCAAAAGCACCGUCCCUUAUCACUGGCUCGGACUGAAAUGCGCCAUAUGCAACUCGUACAAUACGGCGCAGAUUCGACUGGAGAACAGUCCAUUUCCAGAAGACGCCACCGGACAUCCGCCGGCGAACCCUCUUACCGAGUCGACUGGCUCAUUGGGUGCCGUGGAUAUGCCAGGCACACCUAGACGGCGCCACUCUUCCCUGACGGGCGUGCAGCUCCGGCAUGCCGCACCGCUGCCUGAUCGAUUGGCAAGGUCUGCAUCGCCGCCCCUGCCGCCGGGGUUGGCCGUGCCCGUGCCCGAGGGAACAGCUGUACAUGAUGCAGACGAUGCCGAUGACUCUGAUGAAGACAUGCUCGGCCUAUGGGGCACCCGUUUUCACCGGUCAUCUGAUGAGGAAGAGGAUGACGUGGAGUCCCUUUCGGACGAUGCUGGUGGCGACGACGACGAUGACGACGAGGUGGACGAUGAAGAGGAGGAAGACGACGAGAACGAAAUAGUGCUCUUCGGACACCGCUGA